Mucor velutinosus is the source of this 2481-nucleotide messenger RNA. RefSeq lists its product as uncharacterized. NCBI's taxonomy places the organism in Eukaryota, Fungi, Mucoromycota, Mucoromycetes, Mucorales, Mucoraceae. The transcript has 2 exons. Bases 1 to 2481 code for a protein of 826 amino acids. The record is from RefSeq and is a predicted model, not a curated record.
AUGAGGGAAAUUAUUGAAAACAAAGCAAGACCCAUCAUUGACAAGCCUAGUAAAUUGGAUGUACUCAAGAAAGUAUUACUCUCGGUGAAGAGGCUCCCCCUAGGUGUCAUUACUACUGCUGAAAAGAUCUGUCAAUGUGCCAAAGAUGAGUUGAAAAAUCAUCUUAAAUACUAUGGUACUAAGCAAAACGUUCAGUACUUUCAAGAGUACGUCAAGGAUCAUUUCGAUGCUAUUGUGGUAUUUUUACAGCUUCAGGCUUCUACGUCUACAUUCACUGGUGAAAGUGCAUCCAUCCCAGCUACACCCGUUAUUGCUCCUUCUGACUCUGUAGCGUUCCUUCACCGCGACCUCUCUGGCAUGGACAUGGCAUCCGACAUGUCUUCUGUGUCUGGCGCUCCUUCACGUGCAGCAAUGUCUUCAAUCUCGCAUAAUCCCUCUGAUAUAUCCAUGGUUGAAGCUCCCCCAGAAAAUGUAGGAUACCGCACUUGUACCGUGUCUUUCAAGAGCCUUUUACGAAAGGGUGUGUCUUCCGAUCUUGUCGAGUCAUUUUUGCAAAAGCUAAAUACUGCAUUGCAUAAUGUAUCUGACUAUGUUACGGACUUGCAAUUGGUGGUAUACGCAUUGAUGCUCUCAAUGAAGUACUCGCAGUUCGUAGCUCCAGGCUACAAUAUUAAAACUGAUGUCACUACCUCUGCUCUUCCAUUACCCUCUAAUGCCUUGAAGUCUACGGAUUUUUGCAACGGUGUCAAGGGUCUUCUCCAGAGCAGACACAUUGAUUACCUGCAUACUGCUUUGUUUGGCCAAAGAGGUACCAAGAUCUCGCAUCCUACAUUUGCUGCUCUGUCGUCCGCCAAUGCGCCAAUACUUGGUGCUAUCGUAAGGGAUACGCCUCAACCUGCUAAUGAACUCAUGAUGGUGACUCGAGGAUUGUACAAAACAAAUCUCGAAAACAUGUGGGCAAGUAAUAAGGUAUUUAACAAAUCACUGAACAAGCUACUGGAGAUUCUUCUUCGCGUGCAUCUCGCUCCAAAACGAGAGUCGCAUUACUGGGAGCUUCAACAAACCAAAGCAAAGAAGCAACCCAAGCAAGUUGUCAAGUCGAUCAGAAACUCGUUUCACAACGCCAUUCGAUCAGAGAAGUACAAACUUCAAAAAUAUCAAAGAAAGGCACAGGACAAACCAGAAGACAACAACUGGGCGAAGCGGGCCAGAAAUAGUCAAGAGCGCAUAACUCACAUGUACGCUGAUGCCAAGCGCCCUGUCAAGGCUGUUUCUACUUCUGGUACUACAUUUGAUCAAGCUGUUGUAUCUGCUUCUGGCUCAGGUUCUUUUACUACAGCUGUAUCUACUCCUACUGAUCCCUCUAGCACUUCUGAUGCUGUUGCUGCCUCCAAUGCUAGUUUUGAUAUUGAUAGUGCUGAUAUGCCUAUUGACGAACUGCUCCCUCUUUCUGAACUGAUAGACGAGGAAGACGACCAAGAAGAAGAGGAAGAUACCCGUGAUCUGCCUAGAAGACGAAUUAUGAUUCUCAAAACUACCCUGAGAAAUCUCUUGGUGAGGCAAGCUGGAAAGUCUAUUACCCAUACACAGCUCAAGAAGGAACGUCCGAUAUCACGGAAGAAGAGAAUCGCGUGUGCAUGCUUCUGGGAAACUUAUGUUGAGCCUCUGCCAGAGUCAUACAGGAUGCGUGCUGAAGAUAUCGACUUUGGUUCUGGCCAAUCCAUGAGGCGAAAGAUCACUUUGAAAGACAAGAAAACAACAGAAGAAGGAAAGAGGGUUCAAGAGAUUGAGCAACAAUUGCCGAGAUCCAGUGUGUUCAGAGCCAAAGAGGUAGAGGGUGUUAUGUCAAAUCUUGAUGCACACAGAAGCAAUGGCCAAGCAUUGCGAACGUUCUAUCACUCAAAGAAGCAGAAUACUCUCUCUAACAAGACUGAGCACAUUGACAGGCGUUUCCGUUCUCGUUUCGCUUCGCGUAAAAGAUCCUUUUGUGCCGGUGUUCGUCCCCAAACGUCACUUGUAAUGUUCAUUGGAGAUCGUGGUCUUUGUGUCGGCUCUCGUUUGAAGGGUCAUUUGAAGUAUGGUGGAAAAUGGAAGCCUCGCUUACAUUCAUCCGUCGCCACUGUGCAUACUACCAACGAACACAAGACAUCCCAGACGUGUAUGUACUGCUUUGGUCCCACCUCUCAUCCCACACAAACCAUCAGAGCAAAGGAUGGUAAGACCAAGGCGAGGUCCAUUCAUGGUGCAUUCCUGUGCUUAAAUUCUGCCUGUGUGUCCGUUCUCAAUCACAGAGCCAUUCAAGGUAGAGACAGGACGUCUGCUUUGGCCAUCGCUGUCUUUGGGCUUUCCUCUCUCCCUUAUUCAGGCAGCCAUUGCCGGUAUUCAACCCAAAACCCAGCCAAUCCAACACUGGCAUUAUCUCCAAGACCACCUCUUUCUGCAACAGAAACGAGAUACGGGACGGCAGCGGUGCUGCAUUAG